Molecule: messenger RNA, 1748 nt
Organism: Colletotrichum destructivum
Lineage: Eukaryota; Fungi; Ascomycota; Sordariomycetes; Glomerellales; Glomerellaceae
Exons: 2
Coding region: 696-1001 (101 amino acids)
Source: RefSeq, a predicted model, not a curated record
GCCUCUUGCUCCGAUUUCUCUUCUCCUUCUAUUUCUCUUCCGUCUUCCCACUCUCCGGCAUCUCACCAUAUCGCCUUCUCUUCACCUUGCUGGAGUGCCCGCGUCUAGACCCACGAUCUCCAUCCAAGCCUCUCCCGCCCACAUCCAACUGUCGGCUAUCAUCGAUCCCUCGGUCCGGCCUCUCCACGAUCCGAUCCAGCCCACUCGCCCUCUAGUGCUGUCUCGCCUCGCCCAUUUUCACCACCAAAACACCAGACAUCGCGGAGAACAAAGAAAACCGUCCAUCUCCAGCAUUCCUCUGCUCUCCUUGCUGGGCCCUGGGAUAUCCGAACGCCCGCCCCGCCGGAUUCUUUGUGCGCUUUCGUCGAGCCUUCCGCCACACCCUCCCGUCAUCUCGAACACCCAAGUCCAGACUUCCCUGUCGGCCGGCCCAGCUCUACCCUAAUUAGCCAUACUCAACUCAAGGGUCCCUGUCUUCGAGGCUUAAAUAACUCCCGCCGCGAUCACCCCGGCUUUUCCCAAACGCCAUCAAUCAAGCGAUUCAUCUACGCGAAAUCCACCAUCUCGCGCCUUGCACACAACACGCGCGAACAAACAUAAAGGGGCCGCCGUCCAUUCCAUCCCAUCUCAUCUUGCAGUCCUAUCCACCUGCCCCAAUCCACAACUAGCCGCCGUUCCCAGAACCCGACGCAAACAUGUCACCGGCACAAGACCAAUACUACGUGAUCCCCAAUAUCAACGCCAUGGACCCGAACGCCAGGGAAUUCGACCUUGCCUCGCAGGGUUGGAUCCAAGCCACCAUCAUCGAGGACGAUGACCUUAUGUUCGGUGGCAAGUCCUUGAGCACCUGGUACGAGGAGGAGAGGAGACGUCUCAGCAAUGGGUCAUCAGAUGAGGAGGAGCACCGCGGUCGCCAACGGGUUCGCAAGCACCACUCGUCACACAAACAUCACCACCACCAAACGGAGCAGCACUCUGCCAGCUCCGACAAGAAGCACUGAGAGCGCCCACGACCUCACCCCCGCGUACACGCCUAUGAAGUGCUUUCUUCCUCUCCCCCUCUUUCGGUAUAGAUGGCCGCCACCGCGAUACCCCUUGCGAGCAAUCGAAUUUCAUACCCUUUUCACGUCGACUUCGCUCUCCCCCACCCUUGGAUUAUCGAACCGACUUUUCGCAACCCAGUUUACAUACACGUCUUUCCAAUACCCGUCUUCCGUCCGGCAUUGGGUACACCGGCGUUUGCAUUUUUCAGCGUUGCAUGUUUCGGGCUGGGUCUCACUAGAAGGGCACUGUCCUCAGAGGACAACGACCAGCGCGGGAAGAAAACCGCUGGAACCGGAUCAGGAACCCGCAUUCCCUCGGCGCCACCUUUCGUUUAAUUGUUUUUUUUUUAUGCAUCGAUCGCAACGGGUCUGCGACAGCGUCACGAUUCGCAUCUAGAUGGCUAUGGAGCAUCAUGAUCAGAACACUCUCAUACUGUCAGGUUGGGAGCUGGUUUGUCUGUUUUUCUUGAAUGAGUAGACCAUGGCGUCUCACUCCGGGGUUGUGCAGCGGAGGUUAUUUCACGUCUUGGACCCUUUUUUUUGCGGGACAGCGUGGCUACAGGUUAGCAGGAUGAUCGUUGCGAGGCAACGAAGGCAUGCGCAGUGGAGCUUCAUUUCGAGUUGAGUAGCGGUGAGAUACUGCGACCUCGGCAAGAACUCGGGAGCCAGCGAGAAUGAAUACAAAUAAGUCAAAGUACACACCCG